AUGGGAAGCGCAAUAAGCAAAAGAACAGACAUAGACGAGAAUAAUCGUGAUUGUAACGCUCCUUCUGUGCAUUCUUAUUUUCGAGUUUCCAAUUUCUCUGCACGAUCCAGAAACAUUCCUUCCACCAUUUCCUCCAGUUCUUUUAUUCUGCGGUCUCUUUCAGCGAUUUCACGCCUACCCUCACCAUCUUCUUCCUUCAGAACGUUGAUGAUUUCCAUAUGUGUUCUCAAUUCAUCAUCUUUUCCAACAACACACUUGGUGAGUUCAUCCAGACGUUUCCGUGUCUCUUCAAGCUCUCGUUCCAACUUCUGUGCGUAUACGGCUUUUUCUCGCAUUUCUCUAGCAACCAUUUGUUCAUUUGUCAUGGGGAAACUAAAUCCUUCGCCUCCAGCAGCACGAAGUGAGCGGAUUUCAUCUUCAGCGAUUGAGACACGUUCUCUUUCCGCUACAAGGAGAGCGAAAGUCUCAUCUAGUUUGUGACUCAAUUCUUUGCAGUUCGAAGCGGUCGUUUUAUUGCUUUCUGUUAAAUCAGCGAUUUUGCGAUGA
Messenger RNA from Haemonchus placei, 546 nucleotides. The record is from the annotation of a GenBank genome assembly. Lineage: Eukaryota; Metazoa; Nematoda; Chromadorea; Rhabditida; Trichostrongylidae.